Molecule: messenger RNA, 885 nt
Organism: Cavia porcellus (domestic guinea pig)
Lineage: Eukaryota; Metazoa; Chordata; Mammalia; Rodentia; Caviidae
Product: keratin-associated protein 5-2-like
Exons: 1
Coding region: 34-375 (113 amino acids)
Source: RefSeq, a predicted model, not a curated record
UCCUCCCUCACCUGCAUCCUCUCUACCAACACCAUGGGUUGCUGUGGCUGUGGAGGUUGUGGCGGCUGUGGCGGCUGUGGCAGCUGUGGCGGCUGCGGUGGCUGUGGCGGCUGCGGUGGCUGCGGUGGCUGUGGUGGCUGCGGUGGCUGCGGUGGCUGUGGCGGCUGCGGUGGCUGCGGUGGCUGUGGUGGCUGUGGCGGUUGCUGUGGCAGCUGCUGUGGUUGCUGCGGCUGCUGCUGCAGACCUGUAGUCGUCUGCUGCCGCCGCACCUGCUGCCGCCACACCUGCUGUCAAUCCUGUGGCUGCGGCUCCUGUGGCUGUGGGAAAGGCUGCUGCCAGCAGAAGUGCUGUUGUCAGAAGAAGUGCUGCUGCUAGGGGGCUGCUGUCUCUGCAGCUCGGCUCUACAUUGCUUGAGGUUUUGCUCACACAUCUGUGAGGCUUGUCCUCCGCCCUGCCUGCCCCUUUUUCUCUGCUCUUCUGCCUGGGUGCCUUGAACUCUUCUUCCUGUCUCUCACUCUCUGGAGCUGCAGGCCACUUCUUUCCCCUCAGGGCAUCACCCUGACUCCUUCCCCUUCUCCCUGUACAUCCAGGCCUUGGCCUCCAGGAGGUAUGUAAUCUCUAUCGUCUUUGUAAUCUUGUCUGCAUUUAGAAAAAAACAUAAAACCCAGCAUAUAUUAUCAGCAACAGGUAAGAAGGUAGAGUCAUUCAUGUCAAAAAUGCAUUUAUUUUGUAAGUUUAACAGAAAAUCAUGAUAGUUACACUUUCCUGAAAAAAAUUACUCACAAUUAACUUUUUGUUAUUAUAUAUUGUAUGUUUACUAGCUUGUUUCUUAUUUCCAAGACUCUGUUUAAAGGUAAAAAGCAACUUUUUCUAAAUAAAUAAAUA